GCUGACUCUUCUCUGCAGCACUGAAGCACACAGCUCGGCUCUCUUCUUUCUCCUCCAUGCACGCACAGACGUUCACAUGGCUGUGAGGGAAGCUGCACUUGUUCGGAGCUCAUGCCGAGAGGAAAACUAAACCUUUGUACACCUUGGAAGAUUAUUUCCAUUGGCUAGAGUAUUGCUUUUGUUUUCUUUCUGAAAAAAUAUUUUUUGUGAUCAAAUAUGCCUGUAGAAGCUACUAAGGAGGAUGAGGCCUGGGAAGGAAAGACUGAAUUACCGGUACAAGCUGGAACAGACAAGUCGCUUAAUGUUUCCUGUGCUUCAACACCUAGUGAUGAUAAUUCUUCUCCAAAACUCCCAAUGACAGCACAAACUCCUCAAACCAGUAAUCCCAUAUGUAAAGCUGUUGAUGCUGCAGUAUAUUACACAGCCAGCUCACUCCAUCAUCAGACAGACAAAGGCGACAGACCACAGCCUGAGGGGGCAAGCUGUGAUUCAGGAAUUGACAGCCCCAGUAUUAAAUUUCCACCAGUUACAUUACAUACUCCAGCAGAUCCAUGCAGCCCUAAAGAAGCAGAAGAAUGUAGUGAGGGGAAACAUUUAAAGUUACGUCAAAGUACAGAGGCAUUGGACAACACAAGGAAUGCCAGUAUUCCUGACACUAGGAUAGUUAUGGGAGAGGAGACGCAGCUCAGCAACAUGGAACAAAAUGCAAACAACCCACUGGAUAACUUGGCUCAGGAUGUUAAAAAUUUCCCUCUUGACACAACGGACUUAGUGCCUAUAAAUACCACUUGUGUGGUACCAACCAGCACCAAUAUGGGCACAAGCGCUACAGUAAGUGGCAAAAUGUCAGAACAAAAUGUCGAAUCAGCUAUUGGUGCUGGAAGUAAACAAGAUUUGGGGACAUUGCCUACUGCAAAUUUUAGCAAGGAAUUAAAAGCCAUGGAAUUUGCAGAAGGCUAUUGUGUUAAGCUUUCUGAUUCUUUACAGUCAGAAUAUAAGGAAACAGAAAAAGAGUGCACUAGAGAAGAACAUUUAUUAUCUCAGGGAGAAACUAGGAAUGAUGUGCCUUCAUCAUCUUUGGAAUUUACCAAAGAAGAACUGCACUUUGAUAAUAUUUUAACAUAUUCUCAUAUAAAAGAGGAUAAGACUACAUGUAGCAUAGAUCCUGAUUUAUAUUUCACAGCACCAUCAACUCCUACUAGAACAGUAUAUUCACAUCUCAGAGAUUUCUAUAUAAAAUCAGACUUACAUGAAGAGCAGAUUGACUUCCUUGGGGAGCAAGGAUUAUCUUCUCCCACUGCUGAGCAAAUUGUAUUCUCAGAAGAGGAAAUACUACCUUCCCCUCCAACUUCCCCAUCAGGGUCUUACAUAACUGCUGAGGGUGGAAGCUGGACAUCUUCCUUUACUUCUAGCAUUUCCUCUUCCCCCUCCCCAAACCUAAUAGCUGAGUCUGAAACAAUGGAAGUUCCAGCCUCUUUUGUGGAGUCACUUUCAGAAUUUGCAGAUGAAUUAAUGGAAGAAUCAUUAGGAAAACACACACACUCAUAUCACCAAUCUAAUUUAAGGGAAGUAGGAGUCGGUACAAAUACGAAGGAAGAUGGCCCAAAGAAAACUGAGUGUAAUAUGCUGCUAUCUAUUAAAUCUAAUAUUCAGGGGGAAGAAAUUGCACAAAAAGGUAUGGAAUUAAAUGAGCAAGCUAAGGUGUCACAUUUCUCAACAUCUUCAGAAUACUGCACUAAAAUGGAAUUGAUUAAAAAUCAGGAUACAGCAUCAUUAGAAACUCCUGAAAAUUCUGUUCAGGAGUCAAGUGAGGAAGAAAAGGAGCUACAUGAACAUUUCUUAUGUUAUAGUUCUAGUGAAGAUCAGACCAUGCAUCAAGGUACUUCUGAUCAUCUUUCUGUAAAUAUUAUUUCUACACCAAGCAACCAUGAAGCGUGUCAGAUAGAAAUAUCAUCACAAGACAAAACAUCUGAUUUAUUUUCUGAUCAGUCGCCAACAGAACCUAGCACAAUGUCUCAGUCCACACUGGUUUCUCAACUAUUACACAGAACUCAUGUCUUAAAUAACAGUUCUCCACUUGAAAUUUCUAUCAAUAAUUCAGAUGAAACAAACAAUGAAUUCAUGAUUCCAGCAAGUUUUCUGCCCUUUCAAGGUAGUUUAAUUUUUGCAGCAGACUCUGUAGAAAUUACAAUGCUUUCUACAGCUGGAACAGUUGUAAGUGAGGAUGCAAGUGGAGUAACAGAUAGUCUAAUUGAAGAUGAGAGUUCAGAAUCCUUCUUGCAGUCAUUGUCUGAUAAUUCAAUUAAUGAAGGUGUGGAUGAGUCUUUCGCUUUUCAGGAUGAUACUUCUGAAUCUUCAGCAUCAGUUUCAUUUGAUGGAGAUGAAGAUGAAAGACUGUACAGCACAGAGACUUAUGCCAUAACAGAUGGUACUGACGAAUGUGUAAAAGAGACAUAUGGAAUGAACCAGGAUUUAUCAGAGUCAGGAAGUGAGAGUGAAAUGGAAAUAUCAACUGAAUCAAACAUCUCUGAAGAUGAAAAUGAAUCAUUUUCUACUUCUGACAAUGUCAUAAACAAUAUUUCGUGUGAUACAGAGGAGCUCAGUUCGAAGGAAAAAGAGUAUAAAAUGUCAAAUGUGAUGGGAGAAGAAACCAAUUCUGAGUAUUCCUUAGAAAACGAUUCACAUGACAAACAUUCUUUCACUUUCACAGCUAAAUCAAAGGCACCAAAUCUAUGUGAUACAGGUAUGUUACAACAGCAAGGAAUUUUAAAAGAAUCUAUUGAAGGAUCACUGGGAAAGGCUUUAAAUGUGGAUGUACAAUGUGAUGAGCAUACCAGAAAAAAAGAUGACACAUUUUUUAAUAUAGUAACAGUGCAAGAAUCAUCACCACUUUUGGCUGAAGAGAUUCACAAGGAACAGCCAAUCAAUAUGAAAGCAGUCCUGAGUGAAAAACACAGUCCUGUUUUGCAAGGUGUGCUGUCUUCAUUUGAAAAAGAAGCACAAGACUUUACUAGAUGUGACAAUCUGCCAAGUGCUGUCAAACAUAAAGCAGAACAUUCAGACAGGGAUAACAGUCAUAUUUCUUCACAAGCAGAAGCAUGGGAAAUGCCCUUCAAUAUCUCGAAUGAUGAUAUUAGGACUCCAACAGGUACUGAAGCACAUAUGGUAUCAACAAAUGACUCAGAUGGUGGCAGCCUGACAUAUAUUGAUUCUGACAGCAAUUUAGAAAAUCAGUCAAUGAGAGAUAGAGAUGAACGGGGCUGUAAUUCACCAAUUGAGACAAAUCAGUCGACUCCUUCUUCCCAUAGUGAGCACUUAUUUGUUUGCAAACAAACUGAGGUGGACAGCAUGCAUGCAGAUGACUACAGUAAUGAAAGCAAUGAUUUUUUAUCAUCCGAAGGAACUGAAAAAGAAAACAAUUCUCACAUGAAAGAUAGUGUUCAUACCUUUUCACACUUGGCAUCAUCCGAUAUCUCAAAAGAAAGUUUGCAAGAUAAUGCACAUACUUUUUCCACAACUGAUGAACUAAAGAAACAGAUAGUAAUUAUGUCGGACAUUAAUGUAAACCCAGUGAGUAAUCUGCAAUAUGGCACAUCUGCCAUUUUAAAUGCUGAAGUAACUCCAAUAAGAGAUAAUGACAUAAUAAAUAAGAGUUCCCAUUCUGCAAAAAGUGUAAGUGGGGAAAUCUCAGGGGCUGUCUCAAAAUGUAGCAACAAUACACCUUUAAAAACCAAGACAUGGACAACAGACAAAGAUGCCUCCUAUAAAGAAGAAAAGGAAAGCUUAGUAGCUGAUUCCAAAGAUAGUUCACAUGUCAUUCCAGACACUAGAGCAUGUGAACAGUCAAUACAUGGUUUUCAAGAUGAUCAUUUUGUUAGUUCAGAGGACUAUCACAUGCAGGCAAACCAUCUAAAAUAUGAUACCACUGAACCUUUAGAAUCCGUAGAAUAUAUGCAAGCAAAAGCUGAUUUAACUAUGAAAGGAAUUGAAACUACUGUUGAUAACCCAAUGUAUAAGAUCAAUCUUUAUUCAGAAAUGAAGAUUUAUGAAACACCAGAAGAAAACAUUAUCACUACAACAGAUGUGGGCUCAGUAACUGCUUCCAAAGACCUUUCUUCUCAUGCUUCUUCUUCUUCAGAAGAAGAAGAAGCAAAAGAAAAAUUGUUGCAUGACCUACUAGAUGGCACCUUUGGUUAUUUUUGUCAUGACAACAUUCAAAGCUCAACAGGUGACUCAGGAGUUAAAAGUGAUACUCCUGGAGAUACUAAAGUGUAUGAAAAACUUGUAGAUGAUUUAAAAUCUGGUAGCAUUAUCCCUGCAGAUACUGAAGUUUGCAAAAUAUCAGAAGUAUCAAACACUGAAAUAGUGACAAACAUUGUAAGAGAUAUAAAUGGCAACUCCGAUAUUUCUCCUGAGAAAGGUGCAGUGGAGUUGUCUAAUUCAAACAACAGCAAGACAUUUGUGUUACAAACCAAAACACAGUUAGGAUCACUGAAUAAGCUAAAACAUAAGACAAACAAAAAGAAUACCAGUGGCAGAACAUGUGAUAUACAGUCAACUAAAGAAACUGAAAUGUAUAGAAAAAUAGUUAUUGACGGCAAUACAGAUGCACUUUCACAAACCAUAACUAGCAAAGAAUCAUUGCAUUACUCAGAAACUAAUGUGAGUGAAAAUGAUGUAGAAAAUUUAAAAGAAAAUGUUAAAACACUGGAAAACUCAACAGAUCACUCAGCUAUUUAUACAGAUGCCUCUCUAUGCAAAGAAGCAAACCUAAGCCCCACAGAAAGUGGUUCAGAUAGUUACAAUGCCUUACAAGAAAGUACAGUACUUUGUACAUCAGAUGAUACUAAUGCACUUUUACCUACUGGAAUGCUUGAAAUUUUAGUGGAAGAACAUCAGCAUGAUAAACUUGCAAAUCUACAAAAGGAACUUGAAGAAUGUCUCAUAAAUUAUUCCCAUAGUGAAAGUACAAGUAAAUGUGUGGCUAAAGACAUAGAUAAGGAGUCAGAAAAUAGCUCUAAAACUAAUACAAGUGACACAAACCAAGUCACAAUGAUACACACAUCUGUAACUGAUUCACAAGAUUCCGGGUCUUUAUCCUAUUGCACACCUCUAGAAUCAUGCAAUUCAGAACAUCAUGAUAAAAUGCCUGUGCGCAACACAGCGUCUGUAUCGGUUCCAUGCACACAUGCAGCUGUGCACGUCACUGAAAUUCCUUCAUAUAACAAGGAUAACAAUAUCUCAAGAGGUUAUAUAGAAAGCAAAAGUACAUCUGAAGAUUAUAUAAAAGUCCAUUGUCAACUUGAUUCCAGCAAUGUUAGUUCUAAAAUCACAGAAACCACCAAUAACCUUAAUAUUUCUCCUGGAUAUCCUAAUGAACCUAUGAAAAAUCUUAACAGUUUAGCAGAACUUAGUCCUUCUGAAGAUGAUAAAAACAGUGCAGAGCAGCUCGUUGUACCAUGUGAAGAACCAAGAGGUGCUGAAGAAGAAUCAGACAGCAACAACUUGAGUGACACCAGUGAAAAGUCAGUCGAUCAUAUUCAAAACUCAUAUAGCAGUAAUAUGCCUUGCACUAAUACAGAAACUGCAGUCCCCAGACAAACACUACCCGCAUAUAAGAAAAAAAAAACAAUAGAUACUGUAUCCUCUGCUGAUGAAAUAAAUGUAGAACAUGACAAUGUUAGAAAAAGAUUAGAUGCUGACAGCAGAAAAAAGGCAGAAAAUCAACCCCAAGACUUUGGAAUAAAGCAGUUUGAUGAUACUAGAACAGAAAUAGUUGAACAAUUCAUAGAAAUUACUAAUACAUCAUCCAUUAUUAUGAAUGAAGUCCCUACAUAUCCUGAAGAACAAUCGUUCACUGAUAGUCAAGUUAAAGUGGAUGAAAAACAUGCAAACUUUGGAGAGACAUCAUUAUCUGGUGAUCUAGCAGAAGCAGAAGCAAAAGAAGAAGAAGAUGAUGAUGAUGAUGAUGAUGAAGUAGCCCUCAAAGAAAAGACAUUCACAGAGACUCUAUAUGAAACAGAUGAGCAAACCACAAAUAAAGAUCAGUCAUUAACUGAUGAUCCAUCUCAAGUAACACAAGAAUUUCCAGAGGAUGCAAACAUGUCACACAGUAACAGCCAAAAUGAAAAAACAAGGUAUCCCACUAAGCUCAAAGAGAAAACAAUAACUGAUAGCUCAAACAAAGAGGAGAAAAUAACUGCAGAACCUGAAGGCAAGCUAUUCAUCAGUAGUCUGACUGAAAGAAAAGAAGAGCAAAUUUCAUUUGAUAACAUAACUUCAGUUGGAAAAAUGGCGGUCAGUGAUAGAUCACAUGAGGAAAAUCAAAAAACAUCAAAUAUUGGAGAAAAAUCAUGCAGUGGUAGUCUAUGUGAAGUAGCUGAAGAGCCAAAAGAGCUUGAAGAAAAGUUAUUGACUGAUGGCCAAAAUGAACUGCAUAAAGAGCCCGCAGAUUCUGAAAACAUAUUGCUGAAUGAUAGCCCAUCUGAAACAGAUGAUGAUGUCGUAGGCAGUGAAGAAAAAUCACUCAGCAGUAAUCUAGUUGAAACAGAUAAAGAGGGUACAAGCUUUGGACAAGUAUUAGAUAGCAUUCAGACUGAAGCAGAUGAGUCUUCAGCCCUAACAGAAAAAACAUGCACUGAUAGUCCAAAUGAAGUAAAUGAAACAUCAGGAGAACUAGGAAUUAAUUCAUCGAAUGAUGGUCCGAAGAGAGCACAAUCCACAGAUCUUGGGGAAAGGCUCUACAGUGAUAAGCCAUCUAAACAAGGCAAACAACCUCCAUACCUUGAAGAAAAAUCAGUUUCUGAUAUCAUCACUGAAAUGAAUGAAGAGCUCAUAGACCAUGAAAAAAAGAUAGUCCCUCUAAUUUCUGCUAAAACACAAAAGGAUUCUUGUGAUCUUGUAAGCAUGUCAUCUGUGGAUAAAAGUCAAGAAUUCACAGACCAUGCAGAAAUGUGUAGUGACAUGUUAGAUGAAACGGACAAACAGACAUCAUAUCUUGACAAAACUGUGUUUACAGAUAGCCUAGCUAAAGCAUCUGGAAAGAAGUCACUCAGUUGCAGACCAUCUGAAACAGACGCAGAAGUAAGUAAUGGAGAAAAAACAUUCAGUGAAAGUUCCACAAAAGCAAAUAAUGAGUCAACAGACCCUGGAGAAAAUAUACUCAUUAAUAAUACAAAUGCAGUAUUUGAAAAUCCUAUCGACAAAGGAGAUAGAUCAUUGUCUGACAGUCCAACUGAAACAGAUGAAGACCCAUCAGACCUCAGAGAAAAAUCCAUCACAGACAGUCUAACUGAAUCUGAUGAGGAGCCUACAGACAUGGGAGAAAUGCUGUACAGUGAAAAGUCUGGUGAACAUGAUGAGGAGAGUGCAUAUCAGCAAGAAAGUAUGGCUAGAGAAGGUGAACCUCAAAAACUCAUGAAUGUUUAUUCACAUCUUGAUGACUCACAUGAAAUAAAACUACAGCCUGCAUAUCUUAAAGAAACCUCAUUUGCUGCUAUUCCAGUUACAGCUGAAAAUCUCUCCAUAGAUCUUGGAGCAAAGUCAGUCUCUGGCAGCAAGACUGAUUUAGCUGAAGCACCCAUAGGUAGUGAAGAAAUAGCAUCCAGUGACAGUCCUGCUGAGUCAGACGAAGGCCAAACAAGCCUUGAAGAAAACAACUGUUCAGCUAAAGAAGAUACAGACUCCACAAAUUGUGAAGAAAAGUUAUUCACUGACAGUCCUCGUAUAUCACACAGACAACCAACACACCAUGAAGAAAAACUGCUCUCAAAUAACUCAACUAAGUUGAAUGAAAAGCAUGUACAGCUGGAAGAAAUACAAGUAACUGGUACCACAAAGGCAGUAGAAAAUGACCUUACAAAUCUCUGUGAAAUCUUAUCAGCACCCAAAGACAUAACUUUGGAAAAGUCAUAUAUUGUUGGUCCAAAUAAAACAGAUAAAAUAUUUACAUUUCUUGAAGAAGCAGUCAUCACUGAUUGCCAAAAUAUAGCAAGACAAGUGCUCGUGGAAUGCAGACAAACACCUUUUGAUGAAAGUUUGGAUAAAACAGAUGAAAAGCUCAUUGAUAAUAGAACAUUAACCAUAAACAACAUGUCUGAAUCAGAUAAAAACACCACAGAUGUUAAUGAAAAGCUGCUUAUUGUUAAUUCAGAUGAGACUGAUAAAAAAUCUUCUGACACAAAUGGAGAACCUGUAGACAAUGAAAAAAUCUCAGUCAUUGAAGAUCGAGCUGAAGAGAGUGAAGAGCCCACAAGUGUUAAAGAAAAUGAAAAAAAUAAACUUGGCACAGACUAUGAAAAAAAGUCACCGAUUGAAUGGAUAGCUAAACAAAAUCAAGAACUUACAGAAGUUGAAGGAAGAUCAUUUGCUGAUGCUUCCACAAAUGACACAGGUGUGGUGGUUAAAAACUUAGAGCAGGAUCUUGUUUUGCAAAGUGCUACCCAAGAUACUCAAAAGAAUGAGACCCAAAAACAUGCUGUCAUCAGAGCCUGUGAUGCUGAUUGUUUUGAUGAAAAUAAGCCGAAAGAAUGUGAAGAUCAGCAAACAACAUCAUCACUCAGUACAUGUGGUCCUAGUGCCACAGAGAUUAGGUUAAAGGGAAAAAAUGAUGAGGGCAGCCAGGAUGACAUUGGUGAAACUGCAUCUGCGCUAAAAGAUGAGGAAGUCAAUGACCAGGAAGUCCCUGCUUGUCAGUUACAGCCUGUAGAAUGUAAAGAGGAAUCUGUUACUUACCAUGAGGACACUUCUCACCAGGAAAUGGCACCUUCUCAUCUGGAAACAUGUCAUACAGAAGCAGAAUCUUCAAGUCGUGAGCUGCAAAAGUCAGACCAUGAACACAAAUUUGUUGGUGAUUUACAUGAGACCACUGUUGGUUUAGAGUUGGAAGAAGAUCAAAAAGACCUCAAGGAAAUCAACAAACCAGAAGAAAUACACAACAAGUGUGUAGAAGCUUCACUGGAUAGUAUGGUUGGACACAACAUGCAGAAUGAACUAAAUGAUGAUGUAUUUAUGGCUAGAGCAGUAGAGAAUUCAUUACAAAAAGGUGAAACACAUGCCAAAAAUGAAACUUCAUUUGCAGAGGCUGUAGAAGAAUAUAAAGUUUCACCAUCAGUUGCAGAAAUUGUGCCCAGUACUUCUGCCAAGUGUUCUUUAAGUGUCACACCCCAUUUUGGGUUCAGCCAUGAACCUGAAAAAACAGAAGAAUGUGCAAGAGAAAUAAAUGUAAUAUCUAAACACAGUCAGAUGUUUUCUGAGUAUGACAGAUCAGAACAAUUAGCUUCUAUUAUUGAUUCAGAAACUCUUGAGAUGAAAGAUUUUAGCACGGUGGGAUCUAAAGCCUCAGGAGAAACAACAUGUAUGAAAACAGAACAGGAUGACACAAGUCAGCAGCUUAUGACAGAGACACAUUCACCACAAAUUAAAGAAGAACUGCAGGACUCUGAUGAAUCAGAAGACAUUUGUGAACAGUGUGAAAAACAAGUCAGUGACAGCCAUGCCUUUGGUGUUCUGAGUUCUGAGGGAUUGAUAGACACUGAAACAUGCACUUUCCCAGAAAGGCCAGCAGAUGAUCACUCUUCUUCGCUUACAUCACAGCCUAUGUUUCCUAUAGGCAAGUCCCACACCCACCCUCCUUCCAACCACCAUGCCGUAGACAUUACUGAGCCACAAUCUACACAGCCUUAUGCAUCAACCAUCUCAUCCUCAUCCUCUUCCUCUUGCUCUGCCUUUGUUGAAAUGCUUCCUAGUACAUCAUAUUCUUCUCCACUCUCAGGUAACAUAAAAGAAUUAGCGAGUCCAUCAGAAAGUUCAAUUCCUGGAACAUCUGAAGCAGAAGAAGCAGUUAGAGCUGAAAAAUUCCAUCCAGUAGCUCAUAAAACAGAAGAUGAAAAGUCGACAGUUCUGCAGAUGCUGGAUCAGCUGACUCAGGCUCAUCAAAGAGAAAGGGAAUUCUGUGAUGUCAGGUCAGAAGCAGAGCCUUUACUUUCUAGAAGCACGAGACGACUCAGCCAGGGAUUCCUGCAUUCAGAAACCAGUUCUUCCAGUGAGAGCGAACUUGCUUACCUACAUCAAAGAACUGAGGUCUCCAAAUCAGCAGCAGGGAAAAAACAAGUACUGUGUGCAUCUCAGCUGGAACACAAGAGGUCAAUAACUGACCAGAAGAGGUGUAAAAGCCCCAUCAACUUCAAAGGUUCUCAUAAUUCUGAAAGUGAUGAAUCAAUCCCAGAGUUAGAAGAACCGGAUAUUUCAGAAACAAGGACAGCUCAUAAUCAGUCACAGCUUGCAGAUUCAGCUGAUCUGGGUGAAGAGACAUUGAACAAAGCUAAGCAAAGCCGUAGUGAAAAGAAAGCACGAAAGGCUAUGUCAAAGCUUGGUCUUCGCCAGAUUCAUGGAGUUACAAGGAUCACAAUCCGGAAAUCGAAGAACAUUUUGUUCGUCAUAACAAAACCAGAUGUAUUCAAGAGCCCCGCUUCUGACAUUUACAUUGUCUUUGGAGAAGCCAAGAUCGAGGACCUAUCUCAACAGGUUCACAAAGCAGCAGCAGAGAAGUUUAAAGUCCCCGUUGAACACUCCCCAGUCCAAGAAACUGCUCCUGCUCUGUCAAUCAAAGAAGAGAGUGAAGAGGAAGAAGAGGUGGAUGAGUCAGGUCUGGAAGUACGAGACAUUGAACUGGUCAUGGCUCAAGCCAAUGUCUCCAGAGCAAAGGCCAUCCGAGCACUACGGCACAACAGUAAUGACAUUGUUAAUGCUAUCAUGGAACUGACAAUGUAGAAGACCAUGCAGGAAGAAACAGAAAAUAAUUCUCUAUAUACUGUAUCUUAAGAGUGAUAUUUAUUAUUACAUGAGCCAGAUGAUAUAGGACUUACAUUUUAAAAGUAUUAAAACUAGUUUGCCUAUCUACCCUUAAAAUUGCUAAAUAAAGCUGCCUGUUAUAUUCACCAAA
Protopterus annectens (West African lungfish) is the source of this 10942-nucleotide messenger RNA. RefSeq names its product serine-rich adhesin for platelets-like. Gene Ontology annotation, cellular component: nascent polypeptide-associated complex; cytoplasm. The transcript is spliced from 9 exons. NCBI's taxonomy places the organism in Eukaryota, Metazoa, Chordata, Ceratodontiformes, Protopteridae. The record is from RefSeq and is a predicted model, not a curated record. The coding region runs from base 217 to 10770 and encodes 3517 amino acids. Gene Ontology annotation, biological process: protein targeting to membrane.